AUGGCAUCUAUUCCACCUCAUUAUACCGAUCGCUUCAUUUUACAGAGAUACAACAAGGCGCUGCACUUUGUUCAACAUUUACCUGCAACAUCAAAUUUCCAGCCUACAAAGAGUCAAAAGCUAGAACUAUAUGCGCUUUACAAGCAAGUGUCAGAGGGUGAUAUCAAUACACAAAGACCUGGAUUAUUCGAUGUCGUAGGUAGAGCAAAGUGGGAUGCUUGGAAGAAAUUGGAAGGCGUCUCCACCCUGGAAGCGAGACACAUCUACGUCGAGGCACUUUUAAGAGUUGCAGCAGAGUCAUACAAAAAGAACGUUGGCAGAGAAGAGGCUCAACAGAUUAUUCAUGCAUUCGCCAUCAUGAAACCAUCAGGGGGAGAUGAUAGCAGCGAUGAUUUACUAGACACGGACGAUACAUCCACGAAUCAAGAGGACAAUGAUGAUUCAAGUGAGGCUUCAGAGGACGCUGAAGAGAAGGCGUACCUGCGUGAUAUUCAAGAGAGCACAGAUAAAAUCACCCCAUUCAGUAUCGCAUCAGACACGCCAACAAACAAUCUUCAUUCCAAUACAACCACGCCAUAUGGAUCACCCGACCAGGCCAGAAAAACGCCUACGCUUACGAGAUCACGGUUGGAACAACAUCAACAGCAGCAACACCAACAGCAGAUCAGACCAGGCUCUGUUGCCUCUGUACAGACCAUGGUCACUGCUCCUGCGACACCCAGACAGUUACCCACCUAUGCCAACAGGCCGCCCUCUGUGGCAAAUAGUCUCUCCAGCGGUGUACGACCUCGAUCGGCAAUAUCAUCUAGGCUGGGGCAAUAUGGAAGUAGCACUCGAGGAAACGAGAAGAAACCAGCUCAUAUGACAAGGGAUGACCUGCGUGUGUUACCUCAGAAAAGCUCAUAUCGGGAACCAGAGUUUAUAGACGUCAACGUGAAUCCAUGGCAGCACAUUCCAACCAAUCGACCAGGCAUGCGACAACAGCCUCAGCAGCACGAUAGUGGCGCUAGCAGCAGCAGUGGUAACGAGAGUGAUAACGACAGACGAGGUACAAGUAGUCGUAGUAGAACACCCAAUGCAAAUGAACGGUACCUGCGCAAAGCAUCCUCUUCCUCACACUUGAGAUUGCCGUCUCCCAUGUACCAACAGCAACAAAAGCAACAGUCAAAAAGGCUCCACUUGACAUCACCUUCACCUCCACCCUACGCAACACAGCAACAGAUUCAUGGAAUGACACCUAUCCAUGGCAGCGGCGGACCACAAUUUCAAUCCCCUGUGCCUGGAUCAAGCGCUUCGUCCUCUGUUACUGCUACUCCGCAAAACAACAUGCUGAGUAGUAUGAGCGAAGGCCGAACCAGUCGCAACAACAACAGACAUUUUACAUUUGCCAAUGCUGAAUCACAUUUACAGCAGCAGCAGCAACAACAACCACAUCAGCAAAUAUCCACGUUAACGUUGGGACCAGCAACCAAAAGAGCAUUGGAAUCAUUACAAAAUGAAGUGAUUGCAUUGAACGACCGUAUUGAUGAUUUGAGAAGAGAGUUAGUGGAACGAGAUAAGCAACAGAGAGUGAGAUCAAACGAUAAUAAUCAGGACAGCGGUGGUGAUGUUGAUGAUAGCGAUUCAUCGUACGAUAUGGGUGAGGGAUGGCGAUGGGUCAUCAAGGCUGCCGUGAAAUAUGCUGGUGUCAAUCUAAUGACAGCCUUCAUCCUCUUUUUUAUACUAUACAAAACCAACAGCCCUAUUGCGUUUGCCAUAUUGAAACAAUCGAGUCGAUUUUGGCAAUCAUUUAGGCUGCGUGUUCUGAUCAGCAAUGUAGUUGUGUGA
This is a messenger RNA of Mucor velutinosus, 1827 nucleotides long. RefSeq lists its product as uncharacterized. Gene Ontology annotation, cellular component: cytoplasm. The transcript has 4 exons. Gene Ontology annotation, biological process: fatty acid metabolic process. NCBI's taxonomy places the organism in Eukaryota, Fungi, Mucoromycota, Mucoromycetes, Mucorales, Mucoraceae. Gene Ontology annotation, molecular function: fatty-acyl-CoA binding. Bases 1 to 1827 code for a protein of 608 amino acids. The record is from RefSeq and is a predicted model, not a curated record.